Clunio marinus is the source of this 240-nucleotide messenger RNA. The record is from the annotation of a GenBank genome assembly. Lineage: Eukaryota; Metazoa; Arthropoda; Insecta; Diptera; Chironomidae.
AUGAAAAUCGCCAAGUUAUUGCGCUUAAUAUCGGAGCACGUUUUAAUCGACGUUGUUCUUAUCAUCAAAUCCACUUCGUAUAAAUUGAAGUUCGACUCCAAAAAACUUUUAUCAUAUCACUUUCGGGCUCUUAAACGUUACUUCUUGAAUGUCAUUCUGUUUUCAGCUUGUGAUGGAAUGCUAGGUACUUAUCGUAAUCAAGAUUUAUUUCAAAGUGAUAUUUUUUCUUCGAAUUUAUAA